Myotis davidii is the source of this 1819-nucleotide messenger RNA. RefSeq names its product ribophorin I (gene RPN1). Bases 104 to 1588 code for a protein of 494 amino acids. The transcript is spliced from 10 exons. Gene Ontology annotation, cellular component: oligosaccharyltransferase complex; membrane. The record is from RefSeq and is a predicted model, not a curated record. Lineage: Eukaryota; Metazoa; Chordata; Mammalia; Chiroptera; Vespertilionidae.
AGUAACCUUUUUUGUCUUUUUAUAGGUGAAGGGAGAAGAUGAGGAAGAGAACCAUCUGGAAGUACGAGAAACCAAAAUUAAGGGUAAAAGUGGUAGAUUCUUCAUGGUCAAGCUACCAGUUGCUCUCGAUCCUGGGAUGAAGAUUUCAGUCAUUUUGGAAACAGUCUAUACCCAUGUGCUUCAGCCAUAUCCAACCCAGAUCACUCAAUCAGAGAAACAGUUUGUGGUGUUUGAGGGAAACCAUUAUUUCUAUUCUCCCUAUCCCACAAAGACACAAACUAUGCGUGUGAAGCUUGCCUCUCGAAAUGUGGAGAGCUACACCAAGUUGGGAAACCCCACACGAUCUGAGGACCUCCUGGAUUAUGGACCUUUCAGAGAUGUCCCUGCCUAUAGUCAGGAUACUUUUAAAGUACAUUAUGAGAACAACAGCCCUUUUCUUACUAUCACCAGCAUGACCCGAGUCAUCGAGGUCUCUCACUGGGGUAAUAUUGCUGUGGAAGAAAAUGUGGACUUGAAGCACACAGGGGCUGUGCUUAAGGGACCUUUUUCACGCUAUGAUUACCAGAGGCAACCCGAUAGUGGUAUAUCCUCCAUCCGUUCUUUUAAGACCAUUCUUCCCGCUGCUGCCCAGGAUGUUUAUUACCGGGAUGAGAUUGGCAAUGUUUCCACCAGCCACCUCCUUGUUUUAGACGACUCUGUAGAGAUGGAAAUCCGGCCUCGUUUCCCUCUUUUUGGAGGGUGGAAGACCCAUUACAUCGUUGGUUACAACCUCCCAAGCUAUGAGUACCUCUAUAAUUUGGGUGACCAGUAUGCAUUGAAAAUGAGGUUUGUGGACCACGUGUUUGAUGAGCAAGUGAUAGAUUCUCUGACUGUGAAGAUCAUCUUGCCCGAAGGAGCCAGGAACAUCCAAGUUGACAGUCCCUAUGAAAUCAGCCGUGCCCCAGAUGAGCUGCACUACACCUACCUGGACACAUUUGGCCGCCCUGUGAUUGUUGCCUACAAAAAAAAUCUGGUAGAACAGCACAUUCAGGACAUUGUGGUGCACUAUACAUUCAACAAGGUGCUCAUGCUGCAGGAGCCCCUGCUGGUAGUGGCUGCUUUCUACAUCUUGUUCUUCACAGUCAUCAUCUAUGUCAGAUUGGAUUUUUCUAUCACAAAGGAUCCGGCUGCGGAAGCCAGGAUGAAGGUGGCUUGCAUCACAGAGCAGGUCUUGACCCUGGUCAAUAAGAGACUAGGUCUCUACCGUCACUUUGACGAGACUGUCAAUAGGUAUAAGCAGUCCCGGGAUGUGUCCACCCUCAACAGUGGCAAGAAGAGCCUGGAGACGGAACACAAAGCCUUGACCAGUGAGAUUGCACUGCUGCAGUCCAGGCUGAAGACGGAGGGCUCUGACCUGUGCGAUAAGGUGAGCGAAAUGCAGAAACUGGAUGCACAGGUCAAGGAGCUGGUGCUGAAGUCGGCAGUGGAAGCUGAGCGGCUGGUGGCUGGCAAGCUCAAGAAAGACACGUAUAUCGAGAAUGAAAAGCUCAUCUCAGGAAAGCGACAGGAGCUGGUCACCAAGAUUGACCACAUCCUGGAUGCUCUGUAGGCUCUGCCAGUUGUCUACUGGGUGAGCCCAGGGUGCUGCACUUACGGCAGGUGUGUGUGUGUGUGUGUGUGGGUGGGGGGAUGAACGUUGAGGCCAGUGAAUGCUGGCAUCUGCGUUUUAUAAAAGGCCUUCAAGGAAGAGAAGCCAGGCCCUGCCUUAGACAAAACAAAAAGCUUAGUUUUUCCCCCUAAACUGUUCCUUUAAAAAAAAUUUAAAAACAAACAACUGAAA